Messenger RNA from Siniperca chuatsi (mandarin fish), 2077 nucleotides. Its product is annotated as solute carrier family 22 member 7-like. The transcript has 11 exons. The record is from RefSeq and is a predicted model, not a curated record. Gene Ontology annotation, cellular component: membrane. Lineage: Eukaryota; Metazoa; Chordata; Actinopteri; Centrarchiformes; Sinipercidae. Gene Ontology annotation, biological process: transmembrane transport. The coding region runs from base 205 to 1854 and encodes 549 amino acids. Gene Ontology annotation, molecular function: transmembrane transporter activity.
GACGUUAACGAUCAGGUUGGUCUGAUAAAAAAAGGCUGCAGAGUCUAAAUUCAGUGCUGCUCACCAAAAGAAAACUACAUGGUGAACAGAGAACAGUUUCUAAUAGUGCAGCAGUAGCGCAUCAUUUAUAGUGCAUCAAUCCUAUGCAGUUUUUUAUGCAGCAAAUCCAAAUCCGUUCUUUGAGAAGCCAUCAGCACGGUGAAGAUGAAGUUUGAGAAUGUCCUGGAGGAAAUCGACGGUUUUGGGCCUUUCCAAAUUGCCAUCAUCAUCCUGCUGUGCACCCCUCGAAUAGUUCUGCCCUGUCACUUCUUAUUGAAUAACUUCAUCGCUGCGGUGCCUCCUCAUCGUUGUGACAUCAGCACACUGGAUGAUGGAGGACUCUUCAGAAACUUAACGCAGGAGCAGAGACUGACCGUCAACGUUCCUGUACGAGAAGAUGGGGAUCCAGAAUCCUGUGAGAUGUUUGCAGAGCCUCAGCUUCAACUCUUAGCCAACAGCUCCAACAGCGCUGACCUGCCAACAGUUCAGUGUCAGAGCGGAUGGGUUUAUGACAACUCCACCUUCGCUUCCACCCUGGCAACAGAGUGGGACCUCGUCUGUGAUAGAAAAAGCCUGACAAAGACCACAAGCACAAUCUUCUUUUUUGGAGUGAUGAUGGGGGCCAUAGCUUUUGGAUACCUCUGUGAUAAGUAUGGGAGGAGAAACACUCUUUUGGCCUCAUACAUCAUGGCGAUUGUGUUUGGCUUCUGCAGCGCAUUUGCAAACUCCUACGUUCUGUUUGCAGUGCUGAGAUUUCUCACUGGGUUCGGACUGACAGGAAUCAGCCUCAAUUCAUUGGUUCUCAGCAUUGAGUGGGUCGACACAAGUCAUAGGUCGUUCAUCGGUGUGAUUGGCAGUCUGGCCUGGUCUGCAGGUAACAUGCUGCUGGCUGGGCUUGCCUUCCUGGUAAAUGACUGGCGGACUCUGAUUAUGACUGUUACAGCCCCACUAGGAUUUGCAGUUUUGACCUGGUGGUGGAUUCCUGAAUCUGCCCGGUGGCUUUUAGCCCACGGUAAAGCGGAAAGGGCUCAGUUUUACCUCGAGAAAUGCGCUAAGUUCAACAAAAGACCAAAACUGUCAUCCAAAUUAAAACUGGAGACACUCUCCAACAUGGAAAUCCUGGAUGAGCAGGACAAAAACUACACUUACCUUCACCUAAUCAAGACCCCAAAGAUGAGACGGUUAACGCUACUGACUGGGAUUGUGUGGUAUGGAGUUGCCUCGACAUAUUAUGGUAUCAGCUUGAACAUCAGUGGAUUUGGUUUAAACAUUUACCUCACACACUUCAUCUAUGCAGCCAUUGAAGUCCCUGCCAAGCUGAUGAUCUAUUGCUUUCUCAACUUCAUUGGACGGAGAAAAUGCCAAGCUGGAACACUGUUACUGACAGGAAUCUGCAUCGCCAUAAACAUCUUUCUUCCAAAAGGUCUGUGGCAUGUGCGUGCUGUUGUUGCCAUUCUUGGAAAAGGCCUAUCAGAAGCUUCCUUCACGACUAUCUUCCUCUACACAACAGAGCUUUACCCCACGGUCGUCAGGCAAAAUGGCUUGGGCUACACCAGCUUCAUGAGUCGUCUGGGAGUUUCAGUCGCUCCGCUCAUCCUGCUGCUAGAGGACGUGUGGACUCUUCUUCCUCAGAUCAUCCUCUGCUCUGUGGCCAUCAUUUCUGGCCUAGUGUCUCUGCUGCUUCCAGAGACACUGAAUGUGAGGCUGCCAGAGACAAUUGACGACAUUGAAAAGCCAAGAAGAAAUGACAUCUCCUCUCACUCCGUGGAGUCUUCAGGUGUGUUCCUGGAAUCAAAGAGCACAGCAGACGCUUAGCAGUGAGGGGACAAGUGAAACAAGGACGUUGUUUAUGUGCUCAUACACAUCACACAGAACUACCAGCCUUUUGUAAAUGAACAUCUUGUCUUCUCUGCUUUUUGUAAGAAAACUCAGGUCAAAGAGUGUUUUGAUUUGUAAACAUCAAGAUACAAUCGAAUAUUGAAGAUCAUUUAUUUAUAAGGCAGAAACAGAAUAAAUUACGCACUCACUGGUUCAUCUA